CGUGGUGCAGCGUGCCACGAGUUGCCUGCCGUGCAGGGGGAUCAUGUCCCUGUCCAACCCCCUAUCCCAUGGGUUGUUGAAGGACCUUGGCAAACUCUCGGAGUUGAAACAACGAGGACUGAUUCUUGACCGUCACUUCGAGACGAUAAAGGCACAUGUGAAGGCGGGCAACUCCGUUGCGAAGGAGCGAUGGGACGCAAUCGAGAACGCAUGGGGGCUGAAGCAGACGGGUGUCUUCAACGAAGAAGAGUGGAUCACGCAGAUUGAUGGAGAGGCCCAGGGUAUUACCAGCAGCACCCGUCCGUCGUUUUUAACGCCACAAGAUGCGGGCGGCGCGCGAGGUGCACCGUCUUCGCACCCACCGCCUGCUACUGCUGCGGCUGCCGGGACGAGAAAGGUCGCAGAUCGGUGGAAGCAAGCCAGGGAUCGAGCNACCAGCAGCACCCGUCCGUCGUUUUUAACGCCACAAGAUGCGGGCGGCGCGCGAGGUGCACCGUCUUCGCACCCACCGCCUGCUACUGCUGCGGCUGCCGGGAAGAGAAAGGUCGCAGAUCGGGGGAAGCAAGCCAGGGAUCGAGCUGCCCAAGGUGUUCUAGGUGGCAACAUCAUCAACGCGUUCGCUCGUGGCAGCGGAAAACCGGUCCACAGCUCGUUGAAUCACCUGCACCUCAAUUCCGCCCUUCUCNCACCUCCGGCCCCGGAGCGGCGCAUACCGUGCCCUCACUGUCCCAUGACCUUCGUGAACGAGCAAGGACUUGGGAUCCACGUGAAAACACAGCACAGCAAUGCAAACAUGUCCAACGGCGUGCGGCUGCAGCGGAUGCUAGGGAAGACUCCCAACGGGUAUGUUCAGCCGUAG
Molecule: messenger RNA, 859 nt
Organism: Ectocarpus sp. CCAP 1310/34
Lineage: Eukaryota; Phaeophyceae; Ectocarpales; Ectocarpaceae
Source: the annotation of a GenBank genome assembly